AUGUCCUCCAACAGAGGGCGUGGCAAACGGCACCAUCACCCAGUGAACAGCCUUUGCCGGAAGCUCCAGACCAUCAAGAUGAUGGACCAAGCCUCGAAUCCUGCACUGCAGAUCCCCAAGUUCCAGUCCAAGAACUUUGACAGCCCUCAAGGGAACAUGAAGAAAAACCUGGAGGAGAUCUGGAAGAGAAGGACCCUGAAAACCAGUGACAACAGCACCGUGCCCAGCAGUGACGGCCAUUCAUUAAGCCCUCUCAGCGACAACGUCUUUUCCCCAUGCUCACCGGUGGCAACACCGAGUCACAGGCGCAUCUCCGAUAUCCGCUCGGAAACUUUUUCAGUGGGCAGAAAUAAGGAAAAGGCCUGUAGACCCUGGCUAGACCAAGCGGAGAGCUGUUCUCCAUGCCUUCUUGACUGGGGAGAGUUGGGCAGUAAUCCUCCUUACGGCUCCACUGGACGGAGGCUGCUGACAGAGGCCAAAGACGAUGAAAGCGAUGAAGUUAGCCUGAUCUGUGAGGAAGACCUGUUGACCACGAUGUUCUCGGCCUGUGAUGUAGAGAGAAGAGGCAAAGUGGCAGUUUCCAAAUUAGUUGAUUUCCUGCGGUUUACAACGAGCCGGAGUUCAGAAGACAGCCAGCUAGAAGAGUUGUGCAACAUGCUCGAUCCUGAGCAAAGAGACAUCUCCAUGGACCUGGAAACCUACCAUGCCAUCAUGAAAGAAUGGAUUGAAGACUGCAGAAGAAACUGGCAUGAGCCGUCGACUUGGGACACAACCAGGGAAGGAACUCAAGCAGCUAAAAGGACCCCUGGGAGGAUGAAUGUGACAUCUGGAAGCCUAGAGGCACUUGGUGGAGAUGUGUCUAGAGGAGACCUGGAAACCUCGGACUUGAUUGCUUGCAUAGCAGAUCUUCAGUUCAACAAUCAAAAGCUGCAAGAGGAAAAUGGCCAGUUGAAGUUGGCUUUGGAUACCAUGGAGGAAGCCAAUAACAGAUUGACAGAAGAGGGCGGAGAACUCCGCAAUCAGAUAAAAAGUUUCCAGCAGUCUGUGGCUCAAGUGAAAACAUUGCAAAGGGAAUUGGAAGAAUCGAAGAACAACCUCGGUGCCGCUGAAGAAAAAGGACUGAAGAUGGCAAGCCAGACGAAGCAGCUAGAAAAAGAGAAUCAGUCCCUCAUCUUUAAGAUUUCUUCUCUGCAAGAAGAGAACAUCAGGACUGCUCUGGAUGCAGAUGGCUUCCAGAAGAAGAUUGCAGAGCUGUCCAGAAAUAUGGCCGAACUCCAAAUGCAAGUGCACCUCUACGAGAAUAUGGUGGGGAAUAAAGACACGUCCCUCCUCCAGAAAGACAUGGAUGUCCAGGAACUCAAGUCUACCCUUAAGGAAUACACUUCAGUAAUAGAGACUCUGCGUGCAGAGAAGAAUAAGCUGGUGAAAAACGUUCAGCGGAUGCAGCAGGAACUGAUUUCGAAUGGCAUCAACUUUCCUUUAAUGCACAAACUCAACAGCAGCAACCUUGAAGCAACCAAUUCAUUGCAUUGUGAGCUGGAACUUGCAGAAGAACAAUUGGAGGUUGGAAAUGACAUUCACAAGUUCCCAAGCACCGAAUGGUCUUUACUGGAUGAAUCAAUGGACAGGGAGGUCUUGCUGCUGCUUCAAGAGCCAGAGAGAGUGGGAGAAAGGUUUAAGGCGGCCAUCCAAAAUUUGCAAGAACUUUUUCACCUGGAUGAAUUAUCUGGUCUGUCUCUGCUGCAGGGAUCAGACGCUGAGGCAAAUGGGCAAGAAGCCUAUGAGAAGAGGUUGGGGGCUCUCCGUCAGGACCUGGAGGCUAGAAGAACUCUGUGGCUUCAAAAGCUGGAGCUCUUGGAAGCUCAGAAGGAAUCCUUGGACAAGGGGCUUGUGAAAAUGGUUGUGCAACUGAGGAAAAUGAGAACGGAGCAGCUGCACUUGAAGAAAGCGCUUUCUUCAAGGCAGUGCGAACUGGCAUCAGUCACGAAGCUGAAAGAAGAUGCUGAGGGAGAGGCUGACAUCUUGAGAUCAGCUCUUCAAGAAGCAAGAAACCAGCUGGAGGAAGCCCUCAAGAGGGUUGAGGACCAGGAAGGCCACUUUCAGGCAUCUUGUGAGGAAGCGCACUCUCUGCAAAAGGAGCUAAGAGACAGCAUUGCUGCGCAAGAAAGACUCCAGGGUAUAAACCUCCGUCUGACCCAAACUUGCCAGCUGCUGGAGUGGAAGGUUAAGGAGCAAAGCACUGAUCUUGGUUCAUUGAGGGAAAAGAGCUUUAUUGGACCGUUGGGUCGAACUCUCUAUCAGAGCUGCGCGGAUGCUGAUGGACGGCCUUUGUCUAGCUUAAAUGUGAAUGAAGAGACAAGAACGGAAGACAAGGAAAGCAGCUGCAAUCAAAGAUUUGAAGUGCCACAGCACUGGCCUUUUCGUUCAUCCUGGUCUCCCGUCUUAAGAUGCUGCUUCUCACAAUAUUCUUCACAGCUAGAUGCACUGGCGCUUGACUCUCUCCUGUUGGGUCGGAGAAGUUCUGCACUCAGGACCCUUAAAAAUACUGGACAAUCAUCUGCUUUUGAGGAGCCACAUCUGAGAAAUGGAUCCAUCUUGGAUGUGAUGUUGGAAGAAGACAGGUGCAAGAGCUGCUCUGCUGGCAACCAGACUGAUGCAGGCUUCCCUUCAGGCACAAGGAUGGAUGCAGACUUUGCCAAGGGUGAUGUUCAGCCAUUGACGGAUGUUCUGCCCAGCAGUGAUUCGAUUCCAUCCCAGGAAGUUUCUUCCCUUGCUCCGGAAUGCACUAAAGGAUCGUAUGCAGAUAAGGAUCCAACACUACUGCACGCCAUGGAGGACCACGCUCGUCAGGCUGCUUCACUGCCAGCUGAAGAAACCGCAGCCACAGCGCGCCAGGCUGAAAUGGAGACGUCACGCAGCACGGCUGCAGGUGAUUGUUCAACGGAGGGUCUGCCCAGUGUUGCUGUCUGCCGAAACAGGCAGAAGGGCAGUGUGUCUCCCAGUGAGAAAGAGGUGGAGGCAGAAUUUCUGCGGCUGUCUCUGGGGUUCAAAUGUGACCUCUUUACUUUGGAGAAGAGAGUCAGGCUGGAAGAGAGGUCCCGGGAUCUGGCUGAAGGAAACCUGAGGAAGGAGAUCGCCAGCUCCUUGAAACUACUUGAUUCUCUGGCCUCUCUCAGUGACGACAACCAGGUCCAAGAGAUAGCCAAGAAGCUGCAGAAGAGCUUGGAGCUCCUGAACCAGCACGCCACCAGGAUCGCCAGCAAGGCAGAAAUGUUGGGCGCGAUCCAUCAGGAGAGCCGGGUCAGUAAGGCAGUAGAGGUGAUGAUUCAGCACGUGGAAAACCUGAAACGUACGUACGCGAGGGAGCACGCAGAGCUGGAGGAGCUGAAAGAGGUCCUGCUGCAAAACAGAAGGUCCUUCAGCUCUGUCGGCGACCGAGAUGAAGCUGCAAUUAAAAAGCUCUCUGGUUCUCUAAAGGGGCAACUUAACGAAACUGAUGGCGGCCAGAGAAACGACAAAUUCAGCAGACGCCCGAGUUGGGCCCUCCUGGGGGCAAAACAAGGUGAAAAGCCGCCUUUGCUACAGCGAUACGUGAGCUAUUCUUCCUGGACAGAGUCGGAGGAAGACCAGGCUGAAGCAGAAAACAGCUCUUUUGACCUGCCACCUCCAGACCAAGGAAGCAAGACACAGAAGCUGAGUGAAAAGGAAAGUAGUCCAUCAAAAUGGCGGCUGCUCUCCCUGUGCACCAGAGCUUUUUCUUGGACCUCGCAUGCUAGGACUUCCUUCUGCCAGGCUAGCAAAGCUCUCUACGUUUCUGUCGUCGCAGUUGUGCUGCUUGCUGUCCUUCUGGCAUUCCUCCUAGGUGUGCCAUUCCAAAGGUCUGCAGAAGCUGCUCCUCUUGGAACUGGCGAUGCUUGGACCUCGGUACAACAGCUGUUGUGGCCUUAUACUGGUCUCCAUCACCAAGGACCACCACCUGUGUGAUUCACUGGUGGCGCUCAAGACAGUUUCUCUGCACCCGUAUCUGUGGAACCAGCUUACUGCAGGUUCUGGAAAGGGACGGACGGUUACGCUUUUUAUUUGCAGCAUGAUUCAAGAUCCUGUAUGUCGCAGCAUGCAACUCUGGGACACCUCCUCAUAGCAUUUUUUCAGCCUUUGCCAUUCGUAGCUAGUUCUGGAAAAUGCAGCUCAAAAUGAAACAGAGUUCUUCCUGGUACUGCAAAACUCUGCCAAAUGACUAGUUUUUUUAAAAUGUCUUUCUGCUUCCUAUUUCAUGGAAGUUCUUGGAACGUCUACUUUAAGGAAUCUUUGGGAAAGAACAUAGCUGAUCCAUACGUGGCCUGUGAGUGAAGUAUUUAUUUUGUUUCCUUAAAAAAAAAAUCCAGACAGUGAAUCUCUUGCAGAUUUCAACCUCUUUAUUUUAUGGACGGGAGUGUCUUUGACUCAAUAAAGUUCAAAAGUGGCA
This is a messenger RNA of Varanus komodoensis (Komodo dragon), 4465 nucleotides long. RefSeq names its product inositol 1,4,5-triphosphate receptor associated 2 (gene IRAG2). The coding region runs from base 1 to 3984 and encodes 1327 amino acids. The transcript has 36 exons. Gene Ontology annotation, cellular component: endoplasmic reticulum membrane. NCBI's taxonomy places the organism in Eukaryota, Metazoa, Chordata, Lepidosauria, Squamata, Varanidae. The record is from RefSeq and is a predicted model, not a curated record.